Molecule: messenger RNA, 211 nt
Organism: Racocetra fulgida
Lineage: Eukaryota; Fungi; Glomeromycota; Glomeromycetes; Diversisporales; Gigasporaceae
Source: the annotation of a GenBank genome assembly
CUCAAAAUUCUCAAGUUACAUCUAAUCGUAAAAGAUCUGAAGAUCAGCCUGAGCUUAUGUCGUCCCCGCCUAAAAAAAAGAAAAAAACACUUCCAUUUGUGUGGCUUUUAACUGAAAAGGAAACUGAAGAAAUAAAGCGAAAAAAAGAGGCAGUGGCUCAAAAAAAAAGAAGUAGGGUCCAAAGAAAAGAAGCGGCAGCCAAAAAAAAGAA